AACAUGCAAUGGGGCUAUAUAAAGAUCAGGCAUCGCUGCGGCUUCUAACGUAGUGAGUAAUGCACUUGAAUGAAUAUCAAAAAUCCCCAUCACCAUCUCAGACCAACCAGCUAAUACACUAUUCUCCGACAACCGCCAGAUAAAGGCCCCUGCCGGUUCCUUCAAUAAAAAAAAAAGAAAAAGAAUGGUGACGGUGGAGGAGGUGAGAAAGGCCCAACGGGCGGAGGGUCCGGCGGCGAUCUUGGCCAUCGGCACCGCCACGCCGCCCAACUGCGUUGACCAGAGCACUUACCCUGAUUACUACUUUCGUGUCACCAACAGCGACCAUAUGACUGACCUCAAACAAAAGUUCAAGCGCAUCUGUGAGAAGUCAAUGAUCAACAAACGUUACCUGUACUUGACAGAGGAAGUGUUGAAAGACAAGCCCAACAUGUGCGAGUACAUGGCACCUUCCUUGGACGCGAGGCAAGACAUUGUUGUGGUAGGAGUCCCAAAGCUCGGAAAAGAAGCGGCCCAAAAGGCCCUCACGGAAUGGGGCCAGCCCAAGUCCAAAAUCACCCAUUUGGUGUUCUGCACCACCAGCGGCGUCGACAUGCCCGGCGCCGACUACCAGCUCACCAAGCUUCUUGGCCUCAAACCCUCCGUCAAUCGGCUCAUGAUGUACCAGCAGGGUUGCUUCGCCGGCGGCACCGUCCUCCGCCUCGCCAAGGACCUCGCCGAGAACAACCGCGGCGCCCGGGUUCUCGUUGUCUGCUCCGAGAUCACCGCCAUCAUUUUCCGUGGGCCGAGCGAUGCCAACUUGGACUCUCUGGUGGGCCAAGCCCUCUUCGGGGAUGGGGCCGCGGCGCUCAUAAUUGGAUCGGACCCGCUCCCGGGCUUGGAGAGGCCCUUGUUUGAGCUCGUGACUGCGGCCCAAACUCUCUUGCCCGACAGCCACGGGGCGAUCGACUUGCAACUUCGGGAGGUGGGCCUGACGUUCCACCUGCGGAAGGACGUCCCGGAGAUCAUAUCGAAGAACAUAGAGAAGAGUUUAAAGGAAGCGUUUCAACCUUUAGGAAUCUCCGAAUGGAACUCCAUAUUUUGGAUCGCGCACCCGGGUGGGCCGGCGAUACUAGACCAGGUGGAAGCGAAGUUGGGCCUGAGGCCCGAGAAACUUCGGGCCACGAGGCACGUGCUGAGGGAGUAUGGGAACCUGACCAGUGCUUGCGUCUUGUUCAUAUUGGACGAGAUGAGAAAGGCCUCGAAGGAAGAUGGGCUUAGCACAACUGGUGAGGGGCUGGAGUGGGGAGUACUUUUUGGAUUUGGGCCGGGCCUCACUGUCGAGACUGUUGUUCUCCAUAGCGUCUCCACCAAUUAAUUGCUCAAAACUCUUGGGGCCUGUUUGGUUGAAGGGGAGGGGAGCCUCUUGUUUGGUUUCAAAAUAUGGAGAGGAGGGCAUCCAAAAUUUAAUCAUCAAUUCUUUCCCUACCCCUCCAAAGUCCAAAUCAAUCCCUCAAUAUCAACAAAAAAAAAAAAAAAAAAAAAUCCCNCUCCGUCCCUGCUCUCUUCUUCCUCUUUUUUUGUCAAGAUUCUCUUGCCAUUGUCGUUAAAAUAAUAAUAAUAAUAAUAUGAGAAAAUAAUAAUGUUGCAAAAAAUAAUAAAAAUAAUAAUAUAAAUGAUCAAAUAAAUAAGAAAUAAAAAUAAAAAUAAUCAUACUAAUAACAAUGAUAAUUAUAAUUUAAUAAAUAAUAAUAAAAGUAAACAAUAAUAAAUAAAUAAAAAUUCAAAAAAUAAUGAAUAAAUAAUAAAAAGAUUAAUAAGUAAUAAAUAGUAUUUAAAUAAAUAAAAAAAUUAAAAUAAUGAAUAAUCAUAUUAAUCAUAAUGAUUAUUAUAAAUUAGUAAAUAAAAUAAAUAGUAAUAAAGAUAUAAAAAUAUAAAUAAAUGAAUAUAUAUAUACUAAAUUUCAGAAAAUAAUAAAUAAAUAAUAAAAUUAUAAAUAAAUAAGAAAUAAUAAUGAAAACAGUAUCAAUUAAAAAUUAAUAAUAAAUUAUAAAUAAAUUAAAAUAAUAAAUAUGUAAUAAACAUAAAGUAUAAAAAAUAAAAAAUAACAAGAAACAAAAUAAAUAUAAACAAAAUAAAAUAAUUAAACCUGUUAAAAAACUAGCACUAGUUAAAAUAAAUACUAUUUUUAAAAAAUAAAAAAUUAAAAGUAAAAUAUAAAAAUUAAAGUUAUCCCUCCCCUCCGCCAAUCAAAAAAGGUGAAGCCGUGAAGGAAAGGAGGUACUUUUUAAAACUCUUGCACAUGAUAUACCUUAAUUUGCAAUGAGCGUGUUCUUACUUCCCAAGUCAGUUUGUGGAUGUAUUGAAAGAACAAUGAACGCGUUCGUGUGGAAGGGCAGUGUUCCCCACAAGAGUGGCAUUCAUUAGAUGUUUUGGGGUCGACUCUCUGUUCCCAAGAAAUUUGGAGGAUUGGG
Cuscuta campestris is the source of this 2453-nucleotide messenger RNA. The record is from the annotation of a GenBank genome assembly. Lineage: Eukaryota; Viridiplantae; Streptophyta; Magnoliopsida; Solanales; Convolvulaceae.